AUGUUUACGAUAAAUCGUGUGGAGCAGCACGAGCCAAUGGCGCAAAAAAGUGGACCCAGGGUAACGGAAACCAGUUGCCAGAAAGCUCCACGUGGCGACAACGAAAAUAGCGAAAACACCUGCAUUCUGCGAAUUUUUCGACAGGGCAUCGUUGCCGAGUGCAAUUCAUUAAUCGAAGUUGACGUACGUGCAGAAGAAGAACAGGAAGUAUGGAAACUUUGCGGCUAUCCGGGAGUCGAUCUCCCACUACGGUCAACUCAGCGAGACGACGCACCAUUUACCACAAGCGAAAACAAAUUAGUAGGUGGUUUUACGAUUGUUAAGUUUCGUGUCACGAAAAAUGAAGGGGCGAUCGAAAACGUGCCUCCAUCGAUCUUCUUUGAAACAGGGAAGUUUGGCUGUUCCAAUUCCGUUUGCACAAUAGUAUCGUGGAAACUUACGCACUCAGAGUUCGUCCAAUGUCGUGGACAAUGCGACAAUGUAUUUACGAUGGUGUCCGAAUGCUUAGCUGCGAAGGUGGCGCGAAACGAACACUUGGCGAGGAAAAUUGAGGCUGAGUUCGACGCAGACCUGAUGAAGCUUGUGGACAGGUGUUUCGUUCCGAACGAGGCCGCUGCCAGCCAGAGGCAGCUCUGCGUCCUGAACCACGCGACGAUGCACGAGAACCUUUUCUCCGAAAACGGACCAAUGAGAGACUGUACCGAUUGCUUGAGAAGCAUGAAAGACGUUUUGAAACGACUGUCGGGCAGCAGACCGGCUCAAAAAAAGUGCAUGCACGACGGGUACAUCUCGAUCCUGAAGGCGAUUAAUCCGAGCUGCCAGAUCGUGCGUAAUCCACACAUGCACGAAGUGUACCAAUAUUACGUGACAGGUGAAAGAGGCCCAAAUCCUUUGUAA
Molecule: messenger RNA, 897 nt
Organism: Soboliphyme baturini
Lineage: Eukaryota; Metazoa; Nematoda; Enoplea; Dioctophymatida; Soboliphymatidae
Source: the annotation of a GenBank genome assembly